Messenger RNA from Exophiala viscosa, 1791 nucleotides. Its product is annotated as major facilitator superfamily domain-containing protein. Gene Ontology annotation, biological process: transmembrane transport. Bases 184 to 1791 code for a protein of 535 amino acids. The record is from RefSeq and is a predicted model, not a curated record. The transcript is spliced from 4 exons. Gene Ontology annotation, cellular component: plasma membrane. Gene Ontology annotation, molecular function: transmembrane transporter activity. NCBI's taxonomy places the organism in Eukaryota, Fungi, Ascomycota, Eurotiomycetes, Chaetothyriales, Herpotrichiellaceae.
AUAAGCUCUAUGCCCUGACCUUGAGUGGUACGCUCACAUUGUUUUCAUUUGUACCUUCAAUACACUCGAAGGCGUCCAAUUCUGAAGUCUGCAUUUCGAGCAUCGCUCUCGACCUUUGAUCUCUAUCAGGCGUCUUUCCCGUUUCCAAUUGUGGAUGCUCUAGCAGCGAAUUCCAAGUUCAAGAUGAAUCCGGACAAAAAUAUUUCACAACACCUCGAAAGUUCUCAUUCGGCUGGGUACGAUGGAAAAGUGGAUGCACCGUCAAAGUCCGAGGCGAAUCCCGUCAUGCUCCCCUACCACGGAUCCGACACGGUUGACGGGCUAUCGCCAGAGCACCGGGAAUAUCUUCUACGGGUUCAUGGCACGUUGGAUCUCGACCCCAUCCCAGCCAUGGACGAUGCCGACCCUUACAACUGGCCAUUAUGGAAGAAAACGACCAACCUCGCCCUUGUCAGCUUUCAUGCAAUGAUGGCGACCUUCACAGCCGGAGCCAUCCAGUCCGCCUUUUUUGAAAUCCACCUGGACCUUGGUGUCUCGCUCCAACGGGCCAGCUACUUGACUUCUCUUGUCAUUGCCGUCCUCGGUGGUGCACCUCUGUUUUGGAAGCCCUUGGCCGAUCGAUACGGACGUCGUCCCAUCUUCCUAUUGUCACUGGUAUGCAGUCUUGUAGGUAAUAUUGGGUGCGCUAAGAGCCCCUCCUAUGCCACCAUGGGUUUGUGUCGAGCCAUCACAGCAUUUUUUAUCAGCCCUGCGCUUGCCAUUGGUAGCGGCGUCGUCGCCGAAACAUUUUUCAAAAAGCAACGUGGUCGGUACAUUGGUAUCUGGACAAUUAUGGUUACCAUGGGAGUGCCCGUAGCGCCCUUUAUCAUGGGUUUCGUGGCCUACCGAGUCAACUAUCGCUGGAUCUACUGGAUUCUUGCCAUUGGACGGUAUUGGAAGCUAGGCGGAAGCUCACAUCUAAUGCAGAUAAACGGCGUCCAGUUCGUGCUUUACCUGUUUUUCGGACCCGAAACCCGCUACAUCAGACGUACCGAUGCAAAUGGCAUCCCGACGAAUGCUCCAUCGUCGGCUGUGAAGCGAGAGUACCUCUCCUUUGGCCGGAUCGAUCCCGCCCCUCUUACUAUCUGGGACUUUCUUCGACCACUAGCGAUGGCCGGCCAUGUUUGUAUUAUGGUCCCUGCCGCCACUUACUCCAUGGUGUUUCUGAUCGCAGGUGUUCUUCCCACCAUUGAGGUGCCGCAAAUCUUCGUCGAGAAAUUUGGGCUCAAUACCCAGCAGAUUGGUUUGCAAAACCUUUCUUUUAUCGUCGGCGCAAUUUUAGGAGAGCAAAUCGGCGGCUUUCUGUCUGACAAGUGGAUGCUGCGGCGUGAAAGACGCGACCUAAAGCGCCCCGAGCCAGAGUAUCGCCUGUGGCUGAGCUACAUUGGCUAUCUUCUCUGCGUCUGCGGCGUGGUUGUCUUCUUGGUUCAGAUUGGCAGAGCAUCAGACAAAUGGAACAUCACCCCCCUGGUUGGAGCUGCUAUUGGUUAUGCUGGGGUGCAGAUCGUCACAACCGUCAUGAUCACCUAUGCCGUCGACUGUUAUCGCGAGGAAGCCGCAUCAGUCGGUGUAUUCAUCACCUUUGUCAGACAGACCUGGGGCUUUAUUGGUCCUUUCUGGUUUCCUCCCAUGAUCCAGAACGUUGGCCUGUACGGCUCCGCAGGCAUCGUCACCGCCCUCAUCGUCAUCGGCAGUAUCAUGCCAACCGUACUCCUUCAGUGGAAAGGACGAUCUUUUCGCAAUGCGAAGUGA